AUGCGUCCGAAUGUGAAUUCGGAUAAAUCUGUAACAGAUCGAUCCGCAGAGGACGUUCGAUCGAUCAUCCAUUACGAUCAUCCAUCACGACAUCCUAAGGAACAAAUAUCUGGCAAAAAUGCACAAAUGGAAUACGAAAGGCAUUUAUUACAAAAUGCUGCCCAUUCCUCAACAAAUAAAUCUGGCACGGCACCGUUAAAUCGACAUAACGCCAUUUAUCGUCAUAUCAAUGACAUAAUGGAAAAUCGGGGCAUCUCAAAAAAUUCCAAGCACGAGGAACACAAAAGUGUCGACACAUCUGAUCUCGAUUUACCUAAGUGCCGAUCAUCCUGUGUUAGGCCUUUAUGGUGCGUAAAAUUGUGCCGUAGGAAGAAAAAAUAUACCGAACGCAUUCAAAAGCCAACGAGACGGUUUUUUAAGCGAAUGAUGGAGCGAAGCAAGUGCAAAAAACCAGGCCGCGCAGCGGUUACCAGUGAAUCAGGUAUUCUGCACCGAGAACCGAUAAGCCACCGGACUGUUCCGAGAAAACCCAAGAGAGAUCCUAAACAUGAAGUGGAUGAAGCGGAUGAAGUGGUGGAAGUUGCCGAUAAGGAUGUCCAUGAGAAAACCAAGGAGGAGAGGAAAAAGGAGAGGAAAGAAAAGGAAAGAAGGGAGAAGAAAGAAAGACGUAAGUGGGAAGAGCGAAUGCCGCAUUUUAUCGAUACGCACUUGGUAACGCGCGACGAGGACCUACAGAUCUCCAAGGAUGACGUCUCCAGGAAACCGCCUUUAUCGCUCACCGACUUCACAAAGGCCUGCUGUUACUUGUGCGCGCAGAAUACGCUGGCGAUCGCAACCGCCAGCGCCAAACCCGAGCAGUUCCACAAGUCUAUCCAAGUUUUAGAUCAUAAAUUUCACACGGACGCACGCUCAACGCACGAUAAGAGCUGCGGUACGAUACUGCGCACCAUACAGUCGUCCAUCAAAGUGAGGACACGCGAGAUCGGUACAUUCUGUCCCAGUACGACUGUGGUACAGUGCAGAGAAACGGAGCCGAAGUUGAAAAAGCGCAAGAAGUUCAACAUGUUCCUGGGGUUGACGCGGACGAAAUGCCCGGCCAGACGGCAUGUCUGUGAGGCUAAUAAAUUCACGCCCGUUAAAUGCGAUGAUAACGCGAAGAAACGCGUGCCAAGAAACGAAAAGUGUUGCAGGGACAAGAAUAUUUGA
Molecule: messenger RNA, 1206 nt
Organism: Cataglyphis hispanica
Lineage: Eukaryota; Metazoa; Arthropoda; Insecta; Hymenoptera; Formicidae
Product: DNA ligase 1-like
Exons: 2
Coding region: 1-1206 (401 amino acids)
Source: RefSeq, a predicted model, not a curated record